AUGUUGACCCUCAACAUCCUCUCCCUGCUGCCCCUGGCCUUGGCCAGCGUCGUGCCACGAGAUGUCGCCAACUACGAUGGCUACAAAGUGCUUCGUGUGAGCACCAACGGAGAUGCCGCCGCCGUCAUGGAGACUCUCUCCGCUCUCAACUACGACCAAUGGAGUGCCCGUAUCGGAGAAUAUGUCGACAUCUCAGUCUCCGACGAGGACUACGAGAAGUUCCAAACCCUCGGCCUCACUUCCUCCAUCAUGCACGAAGAUCUUGGGGCAGAUAUCGCCGCCGAGACUACAGACUCCAGCGAGUAUCAAGCUACCGUGCUCCAGCGUCGUCAAAACGGCGCACUCCCGGCUGUACCUUGGUUCAACAGCUAUCACAGCUACAGCGAGCACGUCCAGUAUUGGAACGAUCUGCGCGCAGCCUUCCCCAGCAACUCCGAGCGCUUCGUGGCUGGCCGCUCAUUUGAGGGCCGAGAAAUCUUAGGCCUCAAGCUCUUCGGUGCCAACACUGGAGCCUCUAAGAAAGCCGUCAUCUGGCAUGGCACAGUUCAUGCUCGCGAGUGGAUCCCGACCAUGACUGUGGAGUACCUAGCCUACAACAUCAUAAAUGGCUACAAGAACAAUAACGCCAAAUACCGCGCCCUCCUUGACGAGUUCGACUUCUACAUUCUACCUGCCGUCAACCCGGAUGGUUUCGCUUACUCCCAGACGAAUGAUCGCCUCUGGCGCAAACAACGCAAACCAGUCCGCCUCUCCAACGGUCGCACAUGCUUCGGCACGGACAUGAACUGCAACUGGCCAUACCAAUGGACUGGCGAUCCGAACGGCGCCUCCACUAACCCGUGCGCCCUGACCUACAAAGGCCAGGCUGCAGGCGACACACCCGAAAUCCAGGCCCUGACCUCACACAUGCAGUCCGUCUCUCGCUCGCAAAACUUGACGCAGUACAUCGAUUUCCACUCUUACGGAAACUACAUCCUAUCGCCUUAUGGCUACACUUCUGCGGUGCCGGCGAAUAGCAAUCAGCAAGUGAGCUUGGAACAGAAGGCGGCUGCGGCUAUCAGAGGUGAGCAUUACGAAUCUCUUUGGUUCUCUCGAGCGCGUAUGCUAACGAAGUGUUUACUAGCUGUAUGGGGCACACAGUACACCGUCGGCCCCUCGGGCGCUACUUUGUACCCCACGACGGGCAGCAGCAAUGAUUAUGCGCAUGAUCGUGCUGGUGCGGAGUAUUCGUACUGCAUGGAGUUGAGGGACAAGGGCCAGUUUGGCUUCGUGCUUCCGGCGAAUCAGAUCUCGCCGACGGGGCAGGAGGUUCUUGCUGGUGUGUUGGUGCUCUUGGAUGGAGCAUAG
Molecule: messenger RNA, 1347 nt
Organism: Fulvia fulva
Lineage: Eukaryota; Fungi; Ascomycota; Dothideomycetes; Mycosphaerellales; Mycosphaerellaceae
Product: Metallocarboxypeptidase A
Exons: 2
Coding region: 1-1347 (448 amino acids)
Biological process (GO): proteolysis
Molecular function (GO): zinc ion binding; metallocarboxypeptidase activity
Source: RefSeq, a predicted model, not a curated record